This is a messenger RNA of Diaporthe citri, 957 nucleotides long. RefSeq lists its product as uncharacterized. Bases 1 to 957 code for a protein of 318 amino acids. The transcript is spliced from 5 exons. The record is from RefSeq and is a predicted model, not a curated record. NCBI's taxonomy places the organism in Eukaryota, Fungi, Ascomycota, Sordariomycetes, Diaporthales, Diaporthaceae.
AUGAUUUCCCAGAUCGGUAUUAUGUUUGAUAUGUUCGGGAACUCGUCCGGUCCUCACACGCGGAAUGCGCCGCUAUGCGAGAUCACUGUCAAAACCGCUCUGCUCGGAUCAUUGCAAUGGAUCCUAUACCAGAUUUCGGCACUCUCAGCAAAGACGGCGAUAUUGGUCUUGUACAGGCGCAUAUUCAGCCCUGUACGCCUGGCCAACAUAUUAAUCUUCUCAAGUAUCACGUGCACCGUUGUGUUCUACGUUAGCAUGGCUAUUGCUUUCAUCGUGGGCGUUGUCCCGCGUUCUGUCGACUAUGCUGCUCAACUCCCUGCAACAGACGCUGAGCGAGCUUUGAGGUUAUCUCCACCACUCACUGCGACCUGUAGCGUCAUUGGGCUCAUCAUUGAUGUAUACAUUCUGGUUGUACCCUUCUUUUUCAUCUGGGACCUGAACAUGCCCACCAAGCGCAAGAUUGGAAUCUCUGCAAUUUUCAUUACUGGAUCCACAGCUGUCAUUUUUUCUCUGGUCGGUGCUGUCUACCGCCUUCAACUCGCCAUCACAAAAAGAGGGAAUGAUAGUUGGGUAUCAAUGCCUAUGUUUGCAAUGAAUGUUGCCGAGAUAAACAUUGGCAUCGCAGCUAGCUGCAUGCCUGUCGUCUUUGUGCUUUUCAGGAGCAGCAUGGAGAAGACCAUUUUGUUUGUCACCAAGUUGUGGUUCAGCGUGGCAAGUCGCAGCCAAGGUGGGACGAAAACUCCUGCCGGCGAAAGCAGCAAAUCGCAUGGCCCGUACCAAGAAAUAUGCAACAAGGAUCUACCGGAGAUUCCUGCGGCCGAGGUGACGGGGAUGAGGUCGUUCUUGCUCAACAUCGGCCGCACUAACCCGGUUGCGAGCCAUAAGACUCACUCUUCGGUAAUGCUGACGGAAGUGAGCGAGGUCAAUGACUACCAUGAUCACUUGAGAAAUGGAUAG